Messenger RNA from Wasmannia auropunctata (little fire ant), 2180 nucleotides. RefSeq lists its product as uncharacterized. Lineage: Eukaryota; Metazoa; Arthropoda; Insecta; Hymenoptera; Formicidae. The record is from RefSeq and is a predicted model, not a curated record. The transcript is spliced from 5 exons. Bases 270 to 1322 code for a protein of 350 amino acids.
GGCCGCGAACCUCCGCCGAAGAACGGUCCCCCAUCGUCCGGAUCGACGGACAGUCUGGGAUCUGUACCUAUCCGCGACCCGCGACAGAGGUAUCUUCGAUCUCGAGGAAAGAGGGACUUAGGGGUGCGAAAUCGGAUCGGCCGAUCUUUCUUCUUUUUUCUUCAUCCCCCUCCCCUGCGCGACUCCGCGGAUCUACGAGACGACGAUUACCAAUGUGUGAAAUCGGAAGCGAGGCGGGGUUCAAGGAACGAGAAUGAGGACGAUUCUGCAUGCGUAUUGCGACUUCUGUAUCGAGCACCUCCUCGGCGAAUAAACCGACGUGUGGAGUAGACAUGUGGAAGUGCUGGGCCCUGUUUCUGUGCGUCGCAGGUUUAUCCUCGGCCGUUUUGGAGUCGCCAAACUUUGACAUUAGUCCUCUGGCUAAUCAGUCUAUAAUACUGCGACAGCAUGAACCCGUGAGACGAUUCGCGUGUCCCGUGGGAUUCUUUCGAUUGAAACGAUUCUGUUAUUAUCUGAGCGCCGGCACGGCAUCAUGGAGAGAUGCGUACUUUCACUGCAAGGACAGAAAUGCCACUCUGGCAAUAUUGGACAGAAAUGGAAAGGACAAGAUGCUGAGGAAGUAUCUGAUGGGGGAGCAGUUUACGAAAUUGGAGCGAUGGAUCGGCGGGAUCUUCAACUGGCAACAGAUGGCCUGGGAGUGGGGUGUAACAGGUGAAAAGAUGGUUUUCCAAAGUUUCGGGAAAAUGGAACUCGGUGGGAGAUCCAAGAAGUACGCGUGGCAUUGCAUCAUAAUGGAUCCCACGUUGAAAUAUAAGUGGAGUGCAAGGAGUUGUAUGGAACGGAAGCAUUACGUAUGCGAAGUGCCCGCCGGUCGUUUAGCCAGGAGACGCAAAAAGUCGCAAGAUCCCUUCGAGCCGCAAAACCAAAGAUUAAAGCCCAGACGGAAGGGCAAGAAGUACUCGGACGAGCAGAGGAAACAGGGCGAAAAGAAGAAGAAUCGGUCGAAUAUGAGAAGAAAUUGGUUGAAUCGAGAAGAAAAUCAACAAUGGGCCCAUGGCAUCAAACUGGGAUCACGACCACCUUCUAAUGUGAAGAUGAUGCAGCCCAGAGAGCACACGCGGCAUCGUGCGAACAGAACCCGUUUGCAACCAAGUGCGCCGAGGGUUGCCCAAGUAGUGCCCCGAGGACGGGAGUACGGCGCUUUUCUAGCCAACGGUUACAAUGGCUACCAGGCCCAGAAUUUAGCGGAUAUAAACGACGUUCUCUCGUUUCAUAAUAAAAUAAACGACUUAGCGCGAGAGGAGGUUUUGUUGAAGCCGUAAAAGAAAAACUCGAAUAAUUAUAUCAAUAAUUAAUUAUAAUUACAGCCUUACUACUGCUCUGUUACAAUAAUAUAAGCAGCUAAGAGGAAAACUAUUCGAAAGUCUUUUUUUUAACUUUUACUACAACGACACAGUACUGAACUGCCAACAUUAUUUUACUACAACACAUAUAUAUUAUUUAUGGCUGUUAUUGUUGUAUUAAUUUUGUAGGAUCGUGAAAAAUUAUUGCGAUUAAAAUUAACCUCGAAAUAAAUUCCUUGAGGUUCUUCUGAAUAUUCAAAGUUUGUGAAUGUAAAUUCUACUGAUGUACUCUAAUUAAUGAUGAUCCGAGUAUUGUAGCCAUUCAAUACUGUUACUGACAUCUAAAUAUUCUCUGUGUACUUAUCUAUAUCGUAAUAUCACUACAGAAAAUUAAUCAUCGUCUCUCUAUAUCUGUCUUCCUCUGGUUCAGUGAUUAUUUUGCUGAGCAAUGUCUCGCAUAAUUAAUUAAUUGUAACGCGUAAGUAAUCCGUAAUAAUGUAAGUGAUAAAAGAAUUUCACAUUCGACGCUUGCCAUUGUUUCGCGCGGCCAGAUCGCGAAUGAAGUAAGCAAUUAUGAGCUAUCACUCAAUAAUUAAUUAAAUUAUACUAGCGAUAUUCAUUUCAUGCUAAUCAUAGUGCGUAGUUUUUAUAAAUGAAUUGCAGUCAGUCAGUCAAAAAGCAAGACAAAACUGUUUUAUUAAGUAUCUUAAUUUUUUUGAUCCACUCUUGUGUUCGUUAUUUUUUUUUUCAUUGCUUCGUCUGUAAAUAUAUCAAUAUAGGACCAUCAAAAUAUACUUUCUGUAUUUAACGAUAUACAAUAAAGUACUGAUACACCAA